Astyanax mexicanus (Mexican tetra) is the source of this 1446-nucleotide messenger RNA. RefSeq names its product creatine kinase, mitochondrial 2a (sarcomeric) (gene ckmt2a). Gene Ontology annotation, biological process: phosphocreatine biosynthetic process. Gene Ontology annotation, cellular component: mitochondrion. The record is from RefSeq and is a predicted model, not a curated record. Bases 126 to 1379 code for a protein of 417 amino acids. Gene Ontology annotation, molecular function: creatine kinase activity. The transcript has 10 exons. Lineage: Eukaryota; Metazoa; Chordata; Actinopteri; Characiformes; Acestrorhamphidae.
GCAGGGCUGGAGAGCCGGCUCUACUCCCAGUGAGCUGAGCUUCUGCUGAGUGAACUCUGGAGUCUGGAGCUUCAGCCACAUCUCCACAGCUGAAUCAGUAGUGAGUCGGGUCUGGAACAGUGAGGAUGGCGAGCUCCUUCACUAAACUGCUGAGCGGCCGGAACACCAGCCUGCUGCUGGCCAGCCUGGGCGCUGGAACCAUCGCUGCCGGGUACCUCCUGAGAGAGAACGCCAGGAUCUCAGCGGAGGAGAGGAGGAAACUCUACCCCCCCAGCGCCGAUUACCCUGAUCUGAGAAAGCACAAUAACUGCAUGGCGAGCGCUCUGACCCCCGCCAUCUACGCCAAGCUGAGGGACAGAGUCACCUCCAACAACUGGACCAUCGACCAGUGCAUCCAGACCGGCGUGGACAACCCCGGACACCCCUUCAUCAAGACAGUGGGCAUGGUCGCGGGCGACGAGGAAAGCUACGAGUUGUUUGCUGAGCUUUUUGAUCCCGUGAUUAAAGACAGACACAACGGCUACGACCCGAGAACCAUGAAGCACCCCACCGACCUGGACGCCUCCAAGAUCUCCUCCGGUGUCUUUGAUGAGCGCUACGUUUUGUCGUCCCGGGUUCGUACGGGCCGCAGUAUCAGGGGUCUGAGCCUCCCCCCGGCCUGCUCGCGCUCGGAGCGCCGGGAGGUGGAGAAGGUGGCGGUUCAGGCCCUGUCCGGACUCAGAGGAGACCUGGCCGGGCGAUACUACAGCCUGAGUGAGAUGACGGAGCUGGAGCAGCAGAGGCUGAUCGACGAACACUUCCUGUUCGAUAAGCCCGUCUCCCCCCUGCUGACGGCGGCCGGCAUGGCGAGGGACUGGCCCGAUGCUCGCGGGAUCUGGCACAACAACGACAAGAACUUCUUGAUAUGGAUUAAUGAGGAGGAUCACACCCGUAUCAUCUCCAUGGAGAAAGGAGGCAACAUGAAGAGAGUGUUCGAGAGAUUCUGCAGAGGACUCAAACAGGUGGAGCACUUGAUUCAGGAGAGGGGCUGGGAGUUCAUGUGGAACGAGCGGCUGGGAUACAUCCUCACCUGCCCGUCCAACCUGGGCACCGGCCUGAGAGCCGGAGUUCACAUCCGCUUACCAAAGCUGGGCAAGGAUCCUCGCUUCAAUAAGAUCCUGGAUAACCUGAGGCUGCAGAAGCGCGGGACAGGGGGAGUGGACACGGCCGCUGUGGGCGACGUAUUCGACAUCUCAAACAACGACCGUCUGGGAAGAUCUGAGGUGGAGCUGGUGCAGAUGGUUAUUGACGGUGUUAAUUAUCUAAUCGAGUGUGAGAAGAGGCUGGAGAAGGGUCAGGACAUCAAGAUUCCUGCCCCCCUCCCUCAAUUCAGGAAGUGAGGUGUUGUGACCUACACCCAUCAAACUUUAACUUACCUAAACCUCAAUAAAAUGAGCCCUAAAACUA